AUGAGGCCUGGAGGUUCCCUGAACACCAUGGAUAUAGGGAUCCAGCCAGGAUUUGAUAGCCCAGCACUCAAGAAGGAAUAUAGGCUCAGGGCGAAGAACAAGAACAAGUACAUGCUGGCCUACUGCCACUGGCUGGUGUUCAACAAGGAUAUCAACCAGAUGUUCUCAACCUUUGUGAUUGGCAUGAAGUAUAAUCCACAGGUCCUGACUGUCAAGGCUUUCAAGCAAGGUCUGCAGGACUGGUAUUCUGCACCCCAGCUGACCAGUAUCAUCACUGCACACAUCCAGAAUGAGGGAUAA
Messenger RNA from Acanthamoeba castellanii str. Neff, 300 nucleotides. RefSeq lists its product as uncharacterized. The transcript has 3 exons. NCBI's taxonomy places the organism in Eukaryota, Discosea, Longamoebia, Acanthamoebidae. Bases 1 to 300 code for a protein of 99 amino acids. The record is from RefSeq and is a predicted model, not a curated record.